Messenger RNA from Triplophysa rosa, 874 nucleotides. RefSeq names its product carbonyl reductase 4 (gene cbr4). Gene Ontology annotation, molecular function: oxidoreductase activity, acting on the CH-OH group of donors, NAD or NADP as acceptor; quinone binding. Gene Ontology annotation, biological process: fatty acid biosynthetic process. The coding region runs from base 147 to 860 and encodes 237 amino acids. The transcript has 6 exons. NCBI's taxonomy places the organism in Eukaryota, Metazoa, Chordata, Actinopteri, Cypriniformes, Nemacheilidae. The record is from RefSeq and is a predicted model, not a curated record.
GUGCAGCUGCAGCUCAGUCAACAUGGCGGCGCCCAUUUCUUGUCAACAUCAGGUUUGAAUAGGGGUCGGGUUGAACGACAAACCCUGUUUGAAGUUAAUAUUAAAGAACUCUGCCAGUCGAUGGUAUUAUCGAACUAACGGCUGGGAUGUCCAGACCUGGCGUAGUGUUUGGGGGUUCUCGUGGCAUUGGGCGAGCAGUUUCUCAGCUGUUAGCACAGAGGGGUCACAGGGUUGUAGUGGUGUCUAGGAAUAAGGAAGCAGCACAAGCUGCUGCUGAAUCUCUCCCUGGAGGGGAGCAUUUGGGCCUUAGUUGUGAUGUAUCUAAAGAAGAGGAAGUUCAGAGAACAUUUGAGGUCAUCGGUAAGACAUGCGGCACAGUUGGAUACCUGGUUAAUGCGGCUGGCAUCAACAGAGAUGCAUUGUUAUUAAGGAGUAAAUCUGAAGAUAUGGUGUCUGUUUUGCACACCAACCUGCUGGGCUCAAUGCUCACAUGCAGAGCGGCUUUACGGAGCAUGCUCAGCCACGGAGGAGCUAUUGUCAACAUAGGCUCUCUGGUGGGUGUGAAAGGUAACGCCGGUCAGUGUGUGUACAGUGCCAGUAAAGCAGGCCUGGAGGGAUUCACACGCUCCCUAGCCAAAGAAGUGGCUGCCCGAAAUAUACGAGUGAACUUGGUGGCUCCAGGAUUCAUCCAGACAGAUAUGACAGCAGGGCUGGAGAAGGAAGAAUUGGUGAAGAGAAUUCCACUGGGCCGGUUUGGGGAGCCAACAGAGGUUUCGCAGGCUGUCCUUUUCCUCCUGGAGUCCCCUUAUAUCACAGGACAGAUUUUGAUAGUCGAUGGAGGUCUACAGCUGGCCAUGUAAUGAUUCCUAACAUC